This is a messenger RNA of Suillus discolor, 303 nucleotides long. RefSeq lists its product as uncharacterized. NCBI's taxonomy places the organism in Eukaryota, Fungi, Basidiomycota, Agaricomycetes, Boletales, Suillaceae. The transcript has 5 exons. Bases 1 to 303 code for a protein of 100 amino acids. The record is from RefSeq and is a predicted model, not a curated record.
AUGCAGAUUUGUGCGAUAGAAGCCCUGAACGGUGGUAUAUCUAUCAUAAACGCUAUCGCCAUAACGCACCACCAACAUUCCCAACUCGCUUACACCCAUCCCUCGAAUAUGACUGUAGUCUUAAAUGAUCCUAGUUUGUGGCCGACGAUCAAUUCGAAUUUGGUUUACUCAUGUUGUAUGGUUGCUGCCGGCGUUGUAGUGGUAUACGAUUGGGUGCUGACACUCAGACAAGAGAUUGAACUGAUCUGGAGGCAACCCUGGUCUCUCAUGACCAUGCUGUAUGUGGUUGUUCGUACCUCAUGA